AUGGCUGCUCAAACUCCCUUCACCGUGAAAUGGGGUAUUCUUGCUACUGGUGGAAUUGCCGAAAGUAAGCUGCUCCUCGGUCCCGGGCCUCGUGCCGCACAUCUGACACUUGCCACAGCGUUCUGCCGAGACUUGCUCUGUGACCCGGCCGUCCGUGACGUCCACGACGUGCGCCACGAGAUUGUCGCUGUCGCCUCAUCAAGCUCUGCCGACCGCGCGGCUAGCUUCAUCCAGAAGAUCAAGGGGCCGUCCUCCGCCAAGACGUACGGCUCCUACGCUGAGCUGGUCGCUGACCCAAACGUCGACAUCAUCUACGUGGCGACGCCCCAUAGCCACCACUUCCAAAAUGCCAUGCUGGCCCUCGAGGCUGGCAAGAACGUGUUGUGCGAGAAGGCGCUCACCGUCACCGCGGCCCAGACCAAGAAGCUCGUCGCCAAGGCCAAGGAGAAGAACCUGUUCCUGAUGGAGGCUGUCUGGACACGCUACUUUCCGCUUAGCAUCAAGGUCCGCGAGCUGAUUUCCUCUGGCGCCAUUGGCAGAGUUCACCGCACUCUUGCUGAUCUAGCUUUUGCUGACGGCAACGACGAUGGCUCUGUCACUUAUCCCGACACCAACCGCAUGGUCAACCUGGAUCUUGCCGGCGGUGCCCUCCUCGACCUCGGCAUCUAUGCUCUCACCUGGGUCUUUCAGACUCUGUACCACCUCCAGCAGGACAAGGAAUCGCCCAACGUUCUUGCUGCCAUCGACCAGUACCGCACCGGUGCCGAUGAGACGACCAGCAUCAUCUGCCACUUUCCCAAGAACAAGAUGACUGGUAUCGCCACGACUUCCAUCAAGGUAGCCACCGACCCUAACAACCUCAACUCGGCCGGCCCCGCGGUCCGCAUCCAGGGAACCAAAGGCGAGAUCCAGGUCUUUGGUCCCGCUUUCCGUCCCACACAGUACAAGGUCAUCCGGAAAGACGACAGCAACGUCGAUAUUGUCGACUGCCCCAUUCCCAAGGAUCCCAAGGUUGACUAUGGUCAUGGAAUGUUCUGGGAAGCGGAUGAGUGCGCCCGCUGUCUUCGUGAUGGCCGCAAGGAGAGCGAGACCCUACCUUUGAGUGAGAGCAUCGUCAUUAUGGAGACCAUGGACUCUGCCAUCCAGCAAGGAAAGAUCAAAUACCCUAGUAUCAUUUCUACGGAUGUCUUUGACCCUAAGAGCCCUCUCAACACUGGUAAGCGGUAA
Molecule: messenger RNA, 1227 nt
Organism: Cordyceps militaris CM01
Lineage: Eukaryota; Fungi; Ascomycota; Sordariomycetes; Hypocreales; Cordycipitaceae
Product: dimeric dihydrodiol dehydrogenase
Exons: 2
Coding region: 1-1227 (408 amino acids)
Molecular function (GO): nucleotide binding
Source: RefSeq, a predicted model, not a curated record